Daldinia loculata is the source of this 3303-nucleotide messenger RNA. Its product is annotated as glycoside hydrolase family 31 protein. The record is from RefSeq and is a predicted model, not a curated record. The coding region runs from base 447 to 3077 and encodes 876 amino acids. Gene Ontology annotation, molecular function: hydrolase activity, hydrolyzing O-glycosyl compounds; carbohydrate binding. NCBI's taxonomy places the organism in Eukaryota, Fungi, Ascomycota, Sordariomycetes, Xylariales, Hypoxylaceae. The transcript has 2 exons. Gene Ontology annotation, biological process: carbohydrate metabolic process.
AGCCCCGCAUAGAAGUUCUUGCGGAGUAAGAGGCAUAAACAUUAGGUAUGCAUUAGACAUAGUCAUGUGGGAUAAUAGUCUGGUUUUCAGACCUCGCGGUGUCUUCUCCAACUUGGAUCAUCUCCAUCCCCGCUCCGCCUGCCUCCGAAAGGGAUUCUCUUUUAAACCUUCAUCGGGGUUUUCUUAUGUAAUCUCAACUUUAGGUACCUACCUAAGUCUUAGUAACUUUAAUACUUGAGCUAUCAAUACGGUACUGCCUAUAUUUACUCGGAAUCCUAGUAGGAACUUGCGAUGAACAUAUUCGAGACUCUAUUCCAUGCUAGACCCCUGUCUCAAUUCUACUCCAGGUGACUCUUAUUAGAAGUCAUAUGGCUUCUCGAAAAUCAAGUUCUCUGACACCUUUUUCCCAUCGCUCACUUACCAUCUGUUGUGUAUAAACCCCAAAGAUGUUCAAGCAGUACGAAUAUAUACCAACCAACUAUGUGUUGGACACUUCGCACGAGACUAGCUCGGAGAAGACUCCCUCCCUAACACUCCUCUCCAAAGGCAAGAAUAGCCACGAGACGUGCAAUUUCAGAUUCGAAGCGCUGCGUCCAAAUGUAUUUCGCACCACUUUCACAACCGCUCAACACCUAUUACCACCACAUCCCAGCGCAAAGCGUCCGGGACCUAUCCUUGGCGGUGUUACUCCCGAGAUCAAUGUUAACGUGGAUAAACGUUCUCAAACUAUAAAACUCGGAUACGUCAAAGUUGAUCUUAAUUGGUCAAACACACCAAUUGUCUCUCUCUUUCUAGAUGACCAGCAGAAGCCGAUCCACCGUGACCUAGACUUCCGAUCAUACGCUGUGGAUGGCUCCGGCAUUGCUCAUUACACGACUUACAAGUCGGAUAGUCUGCAUGUCGGACUCGGAGAGAAGGCCGCACCAAUGGAUCUAAGCGGUCGGGGGUUUAAUAUAACAGCAAGUGAUACCUUUGGAUACGAUGCCUACCGGACGGACCCCUUGUACAAGCAUAUCCCUCUAUUGAUCAAUGUCACUCCCAAUGGCUGCGUGGGCAUUUUUUCGACUUCUCAUGCCCGAGCGACUUGGGCUGUUGGAUCCGAAUUAGAUGGAAUGUGGGGUCACUACAAGGUCUAUCGGCAGGCUCACGGUGGGCUUGAAGAGUACCUCAUCGUUGGGAGGACAGUGGCGGACAUUGUUCGAUCUUAUGCCGAACUGGUAGGCUUUCCAUUGCUUGUCCCUCGGUACAUGAUGGGCUACAUCGGUGGCGGCAUGAAAUAUAGCAUGGAAGAUUCUCCGCGCGCUUGUGACUCGAUCCUCAACUUUUUCAAGAACUGUGAAAAACAUGGUAUGCCGUGCUCAGCUUUCCAGAUGAGCUCGGGAUAUACAGUAGCCGAAACCGAGCCCAAGACUAGGAAUGUUUUCACUUGGAACCAUCACCGUUUCCCGGAUCCGCGGGAAUUCACACGCCAGUGCCACAAGCAUGGUGUUCGUCUUCUAGCGAACGUUAAGCCGUAUGUCCUCGCAAAUCAUCCGGCGUAUGCAGAGCUUUCGCAGUCUGGUGCUUUCUUCAAGGACCCGAAUACUUCAACUACUGCAGUCACGCGACUUUGGAGCGCCGGGGGAGGAGAGAGUGGAGAAGGUAGUCAUCUUGACUUCACAUCCAAGGCGGGAUACAACUGGUGGUAUAAUGGGGUAAAGGCUCUUAAGGAGGUUGGGAUCGAUGCCAUGUGGAAUGAUAAUAACGAAUACAACCUCCCUAACGACGAUUGGCAAUGCGCUCUCGAGACUGUCACCGUACCGCCCGGUGAAUCUCGUAAACAUGUUGGACUCUGGGGUAGAGCACUACAUACCGAGCUCGUGGGGAAGAGCUCUCAUGAUGCGACAAUUGAAGCCGAACCAGAGGUCCGUCCAUUUGUUCUCACUCGUAGCGCGACAGCAGGUACCAUGCGAUAUUGCGCCAGUUCGUGGAGCGGCGACAACGUAACAAGCUGGGAAGGGAUGAAAGGUGCAAAUGCGUUGGCGUUAAACGCAGGUUUCUCUCUACUUCAGUGCUAUGGCCAUGACAUUGGCGGGUUCGAAGGUCCUCAGCCGACGCCAGAGCAUCUCGUUCGUUGGAUACAACUUGGCAUCCACUCACCACGGUUCGCUAUCAAUUGUUACAAGACCAAUCCAGACGAUAACUUGAUAGGCGAGGUCAUUGAGCCGUGGCAAUAUCCAUCCGUAACGCCAAUUAUUCGAGACGCGAUACAGCGCAGAUACGAAUUAGUGCCGUAUACGUACUCCCUCAUGCUGAAGUCCCAUCGGGAGGCAAUUCCGCCUCAACGAUGGACCGGCUGGGGUUAUGAGUCUGACCCUAUAGUUUGGACUAAGGAGCUACUCAAAGGGGACUCGCAAUACUGGUUCGGGGAUGCUCUACUCAUCGCAGGCGUCUAUGAACCCGGAGUCUCAAGUGCAAAGGUCUAUCUCCCAAAUCAAAGCGGGAGCGAUCCGGGGUUUUUGAACAUUUCGGCGCCGUAUCAAUACCUCGAAGCCGGUAGGUGGCACGAGAUUUCUUCGACUUGGCAUAGCUCGAUCCCCGUUCUUGCGCGCAUCGGGUCUGCUAUCCCUAUAGGAAAACCCAGGCCGACUACAUGUCUCGCCGAUGAGGACCCGGAAUUCCCAGGUAUGGGGAAUGAUGAUUACCGAGCGGUUGAGGUCUUCCCUCCGCCACUAGCUCAAUACCCUCACUGGCCUAAGGGCAAUGAACUCUCAGCGUCUGCCAACACGCUCGCGGAGACGAAAUGGUUCCACAACACAUGGCUUGAGGACAAUGGUGUAAGUCCCGUGGAAAAGCCAACGCUCUGCGAGAUUAGUAUUUCCUACGGCGCAUCAAGCGACGAGAUCCGCGCCAAAGUAGAAUUACAAAAAUACAGCCAAUUCGAGCCGUUGUGGGUUAAGAACGGCGUCACUUUGGUGUUACCCGUUGGCGAAGAACGCCCUGUUAAAUCGGAAAACAGCGGGGAUCUUCAGGACUUGGGACGCGACGAGAAAGGUCGGCGCAUCUGGAAAAUUGGCAUUGAUGUGAAGAGUUCCUAGAGGAAAUGUUGCAGUAAAGAGAGGUGGGCUUAUUUAGAAACUUAUAGUAUUCAAUUCGUAGCAAGAUGAAAAGCACCCGGAUACUUAGGUAGUGACCUGGUGAGUGAUAGGCGCUAGAAGUUAUUCCCGCUUGUUUCUACAUAGCGGCAUGGGAUGCUACAUUGCUACAAGUAUGGAAAAGUCCCGCAUUUUUAACAUCUAAGCAUCAGUGGUUUAGUGGUAAAAU